Messenger RNA from Striga hermonthica, 309 nucleotides. NCBI's taxonomy places the organism in Eukaryota, Viridiplantae, Streptophyta, Magnoliopsida, Lamiales, Orobanchaceae. The record is from the annotation of a GenBank genome assembly.
AUGGCGUACAUCGACAGAGGGGUUGUCAAGUCUAAGAAAUCAUUUUGGCGACUAAGCACAAUCACGGAUUUCUUCUGGGCCGCUGUGAUUUUUGUAAUGGAUUUUUUCGGAACACUGUUUUCGCUGGAUAAAUCUGAUGCUUACCGUAAAGGAUUGGGCCGAAGCAAGAAGUGGGAUGGUGGUUACCCGGGAGGUCCCGGAGGAGGCCCAAAUGGUGGGGGCCCACGAAGGGCACCGCGCGGAAUGAACAAUAUCCGGGGAAUUGAUCAUGACGCUACUCCUGUAUGUGGUUCGUGCUGCGGAGGCUGA